AUUGUCGGUAAAUAGUUGUUACCUAUUAUUAGAACGAUUCAAUUAGAACAGAUCAGCAAAAGUAGAAAUAUGAAAUUCCAUAUUCCACUGCUUUGUUUGAUUGGCGUCAUCGUAGCAGCUCCGGAAUAUUCGUUCAAUGAGACAUCUAUCCGAGGACCGCGGAACGACUUCCGGCAAACGAUUAGCGAUGCGCUGGAGGGAAUGCACAAGGGUUUGCUGUUUCUUGUGUCCAACUAUGAAAUUCUGGAAGCAUCGGUAACGAAUAACUUGGCAGCAUUUCCGGACAUCCGGGCCACUCUGGAUGAUUUCACGCUGAACAUCAAUGGAAUUGUCGACACGUUCAUGGAGAUAUCGGCUCGGUUGUUGGAUAACGAAACCGUGAAGAGCAUGAUUCACGGGAAACAGAUCGACCAAUUAAACAGUAAUCAGAUUGGUGAUGAUGAGGUUAUCCAGAUUGAAAUUUAGAAUGCUCCAAGCACAU
Molecule: messenger RNA, 481 nt
Organism: Uranotaenia lowii
Lineage: Eukaryota; Metazoa; Arthropoda; Insecta; Diptera; Culicidae
Exons: 2
Coding region: 70-465 (131 amino acids)
Source: RefSeq, a predicted model, not a curated record